GCUCCUGCUCUCAGCGCCGCAGUGGAAGGCAGGGCCGCGCCGCUCCUUCUUUAAAUAUAUAAAUUGGAGCCGGCCGGCCUCGGCCGCCCCCGUGACAGCGCUGCCCGCGGCCCUCCCGCCGGCGCGCCCGCUGCCAGCCCCGGGACCUUUUCAUCUCUUCCCUUCUGGCCGGAGGAGCCGAGUUCGGAUCCGCCACUCCGCACCCGAAACUGACACACUGAACUCCGUUUCCUCCUCCUAAAUUUAUUUCUGCCUAAUAGCCACUCGUCUCUUUUUUUUUUCCCCCCAUCUCGUCGCUCCAAGAAAACUUUUGCUGACUCCCCCAAGUGAAGCUUCCCCCUUGCCCGUCGUGUAUUAAUAUUUCCACUUGGGGAACGACUUGCCUUUUCUUUUUAAAGGAAUUCAAGCAAGAUAGCUUUUUCUCUCGGACAUUGACUCCCGAUUGUUUGCAAAAGUUUCGCAUUAAAAAAAAAAAAAUCUACCUGAUCUGUACUUUCAGAGUUGUUGGUUUCUUUUUUUUCUUACUUUUUUUUACUUUUUUAAAAAAAUUUUUUUCCACCUUAAAAAAAAAAUGCACUACUGUGUGCUGAGCGCUUUUCUGCUCCUGCAUCUGGUCACGGUCGCGCUCAGCCUGUCUACCUGCAGCACGCUCGACAUGGACCAGUUCAUGCGCAAGAGGAUCCAGGCGAUCCGCGGACAGAUCCUGAGCAAGCUGAAACUCACCAGCCCCCCAGAAGACUACCCCGAACCCGAGGAGGUCCCCCCGGAGGUGAUUUCCAUCUACAACAGCACAAGGGACUUGCUCCAGGAGAAGGCGAGCCGGAGGGCGGCCGCCUGCGAGCGCGAGCGGAGCGACGAGGAGUACUACGCCAAGGAGGUUUACAAAAUAGACAUGCCGCCCUUCUUCCCCUCGGAAACUGUCUGCCCAGUUGUUACAACACCCUCUGGCUCAGUGGGCAGCUUCUGCUCCAGACAGUCCCAGGUGCUUUGUGGGUACCUUGAUGCCAUCCCGCCCACUUUCUACAGACCCUACUUCAGAAUUGUCCGAUUUGACGUCUCCGCCAUGGAGAAGAAUGCUUCCAAUUUGGUGAAGGCCGAGUUCAGAGUCUUUCGUUUACAGAACCCGAAAGCCAGAGUGCCUGAACAACGGAUCGAACUGUAUCAGAUUCUCAAAUCCAAAGAUUUAACAUCUCCAACCCAGCGCUACAUCGACAGCAAAGUCGUGAAAACCAGAGCAGAGGGCGAAUGGCUCUCCUUCGAUGUCACUGAUGCUGUGCACGAAUGGCUCCACCAUAAAGACAGGAAUCUGGGAUUUAAGAUAAGUUUACACUGUCCCUGCUGCACCUUUGUACCGUCGAAUAAUUACAUCAUCCCCAACAAAAGUGAAGAACUAGAAGCGCGAUUUGCAGGUAUUGAUGGCACCUCCACAUAUACCAGUGGUGAUCAGAAAACAAUAAAGUCCACUAGGAAAAAAAACAGUGGGAAGACCCCACAUCUCCUGCUAAUGUUGUUACCCUCCUACAGACUUGAGUCACAACAGUCCAACCGGCGGAAGAAGCGUGCUUUGGAUGCAGCCUAUUGCUUUAGAAAUGUGCAGGAUAAUUGUUGCCUACGCCCACUUUACAUUGAUUUCAAGAGGGAUCUUGGGUGGAAAUGGAUACAUGAGCCUAAAGGGUACAAUGCCAACUUCUGUGCUGGAGCGUGCCCAUAUCUGUGGAGCUCAGACACUCAGCACAGUAGGGUUCUCAGCUUAUAUAAUACCAUAAAUCCAGAAGCAUCUGCUUCCCCUUGCUGCGUGUCCCAGGAUUUAGAACCGCUCACCAUUCUCUACUACAUCGGCAAAACACCCAAGAUUGAACAGCUUUCUAAUAUGAUCGUAAAGUCUUGCAAAUGCAGCUAAGAUUCUUGGAAAAGUGACAAGACGAUAAUCACACAGUGAUGAUGAUAAUGAUGAUGAUGAUGAUGAUAGUGACAAAGGCAAUGUUUGUAACAAGAAAACACGAGAGAGCCUUGCUUCAUCAGUGUUUAAAAAAAAUUUGAAAAAGCGGUACUAGUUCAAACACUUCGGAAGUUUGUGUUCUGUUUGUUAAAACUGGCAUCUGAAACAAACAAAAAAAAAAGUUGAAGGCUUUAUUCUAUAUUUUACCUACUCUGUAAGUGAGAGAGACAAGAAGCAAAACCUUUUUUCUUGAGAAAAAAAAAUAAACACUGGAAGAAUUUGUUAGUGUUAAUUAUGUGAAAGAAAAAAAAAAAAAAAACAGGAAAAUCCCGUUAAGUGGAGUUGCUGUACAUACGUUUUUAUCCCACGCCUCACUUGAUUUUUCUGUAUUGCUAUGCAAUAGGCAUCCUUCCCAUUCUUACUCUUAGAGUUAACAGUGAGUUAUUUAUUGUGUGUUACUAUAUAAUGAACAUUUCAUUGCCCUUGGAAAAUAUAACAGGUGUAUAAAGUGGAGACCAAAUACUUUGCCAGAAACUCAUGGAUGGCUUAAGGAACUUGAACUCAAACGAGCCAG
Molecule: messenger RNA, 2513 nt
Organism: Kogia breviceps (pygmy sperm whale)
Lineage: Eukaryota; Metazoa; Chordata; Mammalia; Artiodactyla; Physeteridae
Gene: TGFB2
Product: transforming growth factor beta 2
Biological process (GO): transforming growth factor beta receptor signaling pathway; regulation of cell population proliferation
Cellular component (GO): extracellular region
Molecular function (GO): transforming growth factor beta receptor binding; growth factor activity; cytokine activity
Source: RefSeq, a predicted model, not a curated record